Helianthus annuus (common sunflower) is the source of this 1228-nucleotide messenger RNA. RefSeq names its product GDSL esterase/lipase At5g55050. The record is from RefSeq and is a predicted model, not a curated record. The coding region runs from base 53 to 1195 and encodes 380 amino acids. NCBI's taxonomy places the organism in Eukaryota, Viridiplantae, Streptophyta, Magnoliopsida, Asterales, Asteraceae. Gene Ontology annotation, molecular function: hydrolase activity, acting on ester bonds. The transcript has 5 exons.
UUCAAACAACCAUCCAUCAAUUAAUUACACACAAAACACACACAUACUAGCCAUGGCUGCUUCCAUCAACCUCAUAAUUACGUCGUCGUUUUUAUGUGUUUUGCUCUUCGAAUCUGGUGGUUUGUGUGAAUCAGACGUUCUUCACAUUGAAACAUAUGCAAUUACUGAAUUAGACGUUCCAGGGCUUUACAUAUUCGGGGACUCAUUGGUGGACUUUGGAAACAAUAAUUACUUGGAUACUCUCGCCAGAGCUAAUUUUCCUUAUAACGGUAUUGAUUUCCCUACCGGACCCACCGGACGCUUCUGUAACGGAAAAAAUGUAGCUGACUUUCUAGCGGAAAAGGUCGGACUACCAUCGCCACCACCGUAUCUGUCACUGGUGUCGGAAUCGAAGAAUUUGAGUAGCACCAAUGCUACGGUUACCGGAGUCAGUUUCGCAUCUGGAGGUUCCGGUGUGUUCAACGGAUCAGAGGCACUAGAUCCUAGUACAAUUUCAUUGCCGGAACAGGUGGACUACUAUUCUCUUGUCUAUGACCAACUGGUUCAACAAUUGGGCUUAGACGGAACCCGAACCCACUUAGCCAAGUCCUUAUUUCUAUUAGUCAUCGGAAGCAAUGACCUCUUCAACUACUUCAACAUAGACUCCAAACUCCCUGCUCAAUACACCGUGCAACAAUAUGUAGAUCGCAUGGUCUCCACACUCAAACCACUUUUGAAGCAAAUGUAUGGGUUGGGAGCACGUAAAUUUGUAGUGAGUGGAGUUGGAGUGAUUGGUUGUUGUCCAGCACAAAGAAAGCCCAACAACAACAGCGAGUGCAACCUAGAAGCAAAUUACGGGUCAACAACGUACAAUGAUGGUCUCAAGGCUUUGCUAAAUGAACUGAAAUUAGAAUCUUCAGAUAUGCACUACACUUAUUUUGAUACGUACAAUGUUAUGAGUGACCUUAUCCAACGUCCUGAAACUUAUGGAAUUACAGAGAUAAAGGAAGCAUGUUGCGGACGUGGCAACCUAAAAGCCGACGUCCCUUGCGUCCAAUGGUUCGGGGCAGACUACUGCCCCAACCGAAAAGACCAUCUUUUCUGGGAUCUAUACCAUCCAACAGAAUCCACAUAUAAUAUUUUUGCUAGCUUUCUUUAUAAUGGAUCUCAACAGGUUACGACCCCAAUGAAUGUGGAACAACUUGUUAACAUCUAAGAUGAGAACUUGAACACGUGCUCUCUAGAUAUU